ACUGUGAAAGGGGCCGUCCCUGUUAGUGGAGAUCUGCUCGUGGAAGGCCCACCUAGUGAUCAUCUGAAGAUAUCUUCCAUUUAGAGGAUAGUUUGACUCGAGUGUCCGAUCGAAUCAUAAGGGGACAGUUUGAAGGCUAUUUGUAAAUAGUAGCUUGGCCAAGAUGGAUGUGUUUAUGAAGGGUUUGUCUAAAGCGAAAGAGGGGAUGGCUGUAGCUGCAGAGAAGACCAAGGAAGGAGUUGCAGUUGCAGCUGAAAAGACCAAGGAAGGAGUUAUGUUUGUAGGUAACAAAGCUAAGGACAGCGUGGGCACAGUGGCUGAGAAGACCACUGGAGCCAUGGGGAACAUCGUCGCUGCCACUGGCCUUGUGAAGAAGGACGAGUUCCCAGCCGAUAUGAACCCUGAGGAGUAUGGGCAGGAGGCCAUGGAGGGCCAGGGAGAAGGAAUGCUGGAGCCAGAAGGGGAGACAUAUGAUGAGACCCAGCAGGAGAGCCAGGACUACGAGCCAGAGGCAUAAACACAUCAUUCCAAGCCACCAUCCAACCAGCAGCACAAUAAUAUUUCUAAUAAUUAAAAGGACAAAUGCUGAAACUAUUACAAUUAUAUCCCUGUUGCAAAAAAACAACAAAAAUACAAGCAUUCCCACUGAAAAAUGUUCUUCCUUCAAGACAAAUCUUUUAUUAUUAUAUAUUGUAAAUGUCAUGUUAUUAAUGUAAUGUGUUGGGUGUAGGUAUUUAUUGAGAUGUAGGAUUUGUCCUCUCAGUCUCAUUUCCUUGAUUCCCUCCCAAUGAAAUGAGACUAGAGUCAGGGCUUGUGACUUUGUACUUGUGUGUAUCUGUAUUUAGAAAUGUGCAAUAGAUGUUCAUCAUCUUCCAAUGAGACAUUGGGAGUGGGAAAAAAUUAAUAUGACCAGUUGCAAGCAGAUAUGAAUACAAUACUAUCCUCUUAAGUGUCAACAAUGCCUGUUUGUGAGUUUUUUCUUUUUUCUUUUAUGCAUUUCUUUGGAGAUUAAUUUGUUAAUGAAGUGAGAGUUUUUUACAUUGUAUCUUUAUAGUUGCUUGUGAAAUCAUUCCAGUAAACUAUCUGUUAGAAACCGACAGAGUAUACAUGUUUGUGUGUGGGUGUGUUUGUGUGCAAUGAAGAUUUUAAGAAGUUCAAGUCGAUAUAUUAUGUCUUGGAAUCAUAAUGGUUGUCAUAUCAAUAUGUGCUUUAAAUUACAGGACUUGUCUAUAUAAAGGUUUAUGUGUUAAGCCAGACAUGCAAAUCCUCUGUAAAUAAAAAGUUAAAAAACAAA
Messenger RNA from Melanotaenia boesemani (Boeseman's rainbowfish), 1294 nucleotides. RefSeq names its product synuclein, beta (gene sncb). The coding region runs from base 164 to 517 and encodes 117 amino acids. Gene Ontology annotation, cellular component: neuronal cell body; axon terminus; cytoplasm. The record is from RefSeq and is a predicted model, not a curated record. Gene Ontology annotation, molecular function: cuprous ion binding. The transcript has 6 exons. Gene Ontology annotation, biological process: chemical synaptic transmission; synaptic vesicle endocytosis; synapse organization. Lineage: Eukaryota; Metazoa; Chordata; Actinopteri; Atheriniformes; Melanotaeniidae.